Eucalyptus grandis is the source of this 1338-nucleotide messenger RNA. Its product is annotated as GDSL esterase/lipase At4g10955-like. The record is from RefSeq and is a predicted model, not a curated record. The transcript is spliced from 3 exons. NCBI's taxonomy places the organism in Eukaryota, Viridiplantae, Streptophyta, Magnoliopsida, Myrtales, Myrtaceae. The coding region runs from base 514 to 1023 and encodes 169 amino acids.
AAUCAAGAUUUUCAAUGUUCGGGGCCUCGGGCCCGUACUCGCAUUGACUGGAAAAAUGCAGAUCAUGGGAGGUCGGUUGUUGCUUCUUUGGUUAAAGGUGCCUAUGUCUUAGAGCGGGACCGCCGGGGGAAACGUGAAGGUUCCCAGGCUCUUGCACCUCCUUGGUGGGAAACUUUCGCUUUUCAGUUGAAGCGCAUACUCGUAGAUGGGGCUGACUCUUCUAUCUUCGGUGCCAUCUUCGAGUAUAAGCCUCUGCCAUCCUCAUGUAACCACUCAGCAGAUGGACCGUGUUUUGUGGUCGCCUUCCGAGGCACCUUGUUCACGAAAGAAUCGUUCUUUUGAGAUAUUGAGCUGGAUGUUCAGUUUUUCCGGAAUGAGCUUCACUCCUCGUCUCGCUGCAAGACUGCCGUGCAGGCGUUAGAAGACUUGGUUGCAGCCGCCGGCAAUUCUAAGGUGGUCUGGUUAGCUGGCCACUCCCUGGGGUCUGCCAUUGCUCUGGAAGCUGGAAAGAACAUGGCCAAAAAGGGAUAUUAUCUCGAGUCUUUCCUCUUUAACCCGCCUUAUGCAUCUGUUCCGAUCGAGAAGAUCAAGAGCAAGAUCUGGAAGCGGGCUUUCCAGUUAGCCGAAAGUGGGUUAUGUGCUGCAGCGGCGCUAGCUAAACAGUCUCCGGAACAGCUGAAACAAUCCGCCAAUUCUUUUGCGGCUUUGUCCCCUUGGGUUCCUCAGCUGUUUGUCAACAAGGCUGAUUGCGUCUGCUCGGGAUACAUUGGCUAUUUCGAGCACGGAAAGUGGAUGCAAAAGUUCAGAUUAGGAGGUAUCCGCAAGAUUGCUAGUCGUUAUUCUGUGAUAUUGCUGUUCAUGAGCGAGAAUGGGACGCAGGCAGAGCCUUUGCACCUCAUCCCAUCGGCAAAUCUAUCGAUCCAUUCAAAGCCGCCGAAGUCUUUCCUGAGGGCGCAUGGUAUUAGCGAAUGGUGGAAGCUGGACCUGGAGCUGGAGUCCGAAGUUUACAAGCAUGAGUACUAGUAUUGGCGGUAUCGUCGGACUGUUAUUUCUCGUCGCUUAUGCGCGUGGAUCUGAUGACGCGAUUGAACUUGCCCAGGCCAUUGGAUACACAGUUCUGUUGCUCUCCGUGUGCUGAAUUGUUCGUGUGCGGAUUGAUGUUGCCUGGACCUGUUGUGUGGCGCAUUUUCUUUUUACUGCAUUUCAUAUGUUUGGAAGUGACAGGUGUGCUUUCAGUUUGUUUGUCUGUGUGUGUGGGAGAGAGUCAGUCCUCUUGUCAUUUUUCAGUUUGGAGAUUGAAGCAAUGUUAUCUGCCAUUUGUUGUGGUUGGGAGUAGAC